GUCUCAGGCCAUCCUGGACAGGACUCUCACAACAUACUUUAACGGGACAGCCUGAGUCCCAGCCCUCUCUUCAACCCACCGUAUCCAGGGCAGCAUCGUUCAGUUCCCCUCCAACAACGCAAGCAUUGUAGCGUCAUACAACAUGGACACACCCAAGGACAGGCCGAUCCUGGUUGCGGCCGCGUUCAGUGCCUCGGGACACAUGACCCCGCUCCUGCACAUCUCGGAGCAUCUUGUCAAGAGAGGGUUCCAGGUAUACUUCAUCACCGGUGCUGAGUUCAAGGCGUCGGUGGAGAAGAUAGGCGCAACCUUCGUCGAGAACCCAUUUCAAUGGGAGCAGAUAUACUUCACGCAGGCGCCUAAGGUGCACGACGAGACCUGGGUCAUGAAGUACAUCUUUGGCGACGCGACGCCUCAUACGCACCGCGCCCUGAAGGAGACGCUCGAGCGAGUCCGCAGGGAGCACCCCGGCUGCGAAGUCGUCAUCCUCCACGAGAGCUUUGCCGGCGGCCUCGGGCCCUUCGUGUGCGGCGCGCCCCUCCCAGAGGGCUACACCUCCCUCCCUAAGGCCAUUGUCUUCCACUCCAGCGUCUAUGCCUCCGCGGACGACCAAACCCCCCCAUUCGGCCCAGGCUUCCGCUACGACCCCACGCCGGAGAACCUCGCGCUCUGGCGGUCCACGCGGGAGGCCAUGGAGCCGGGCUACCAGGGCGUAGUGGCGCACUACAAUGCGCUGUACCAAACCCUCGGCGCCACCCGCCCCAUCAAGGACGACUUCCUCGAAUUCGUCCUGAGUCUCGGCGACGCCACGGUACUCGCGACAAGCCCGAGCCUGGAGUAUCCCAUCCGCAACAAGCCCGCGCGGCUGCGCCUGAUCGGCGGCCUGCCUCCCAAGCCCGUCAGCCCGGACUUUGCCUACCCGGUCUGGUGGCCCACCAUCACGAGCAACGCUGCGCUGCCCGCGGGGGAUGCCAACAAGAAGAGGGUUGUCUUCGUGACCCAGGGCACCAUCCACCUCGACUACAGCGAGCUCCUCCUGCCCACGCUCAAGGCCCUGGCCAACCGGGCCGACGUGAUCGUCGUCGCCACGUUGGGCGCGCGCGGCGCAGAGCUCGAGAAGAAGCCCAAGGACGACCCGGCCUGGCAACUCCCGUCCAACGCCCUCGUCAUCGACUACCUGCCCUAUAACGCGCUCCUGCCCUACGCCGACGUGUUCGUCUCCAACGCAGGCUAUGGCGGGUUCAUGCAUGGCGUGAUGAACGGCGUGCCCAUGGUGCUGGCGGGAGCCCUAGCCGACAAGGGCGAGGUGUGUGCCAGGGCCGAGUUCGCUGGUAUCGCGAUCAAUUUGGCGGCGCAGAAGCCCGGGGAGGACGCCAUCGGCCAGGCUGUGAAUCGCGUGUUGGCGGACGAAAAGUUCAAGGCUAGGGCGAUGGAGUUGAAGAAGGAGAAUGAUGAGAUGGAUGCGCUGGGGACGUUUGAGGGAAUUAUUUGGGAGAUGGUGGGUCUCAAGUGAGAGUGGCAUGUUGAGAAGCGGCAUUGGAUAACCGCACUUUGGACGGAGAACUGAAGCAUUACUAAGGUAGUC
Molecule: messenger RNA, 1585 nt
Organism: Chaetomium strumarium
Lineage: Eukaryota; Fungi; Ascomycota; Sordariomycetes; Sordariales; Chaetomiaceae
Product: glycosyltransferase family 1 protein
Exons: 1
Coding region: 143-1513 (456 amino acids)
Molecular function (GO): UDP-glycosyltransferase activity
Source: RefSeq, a predicted model, not a curated record